Molecule: messenger RNA, 5747 nt
Organism: Oncorhynchus masou masou (cherry salmon)
Lineage: Eukaryota; Metazoa; Chordata; Actinopteri; Salmoniformes; Salmonidae
Product: rho GTPase-activating protein 7-like
Biological process (GO): signal transduction; actin cytoskeleton organization; regulation of Rho protein signal transduction
Cellular component (GO): membrane raft; focal adhesion
Molecular function (GO): protein binding; GTPase activator activity; lipid binding
Source: RefSeq, a predicted model, not a curated record
AAAUCUUAUUCACACACUAGUUCAUUCACAUUCGCGCUUGGGUCCCCAUAGGAAGUUUCAGUAGGGAAGUGAUUUCAUAAGAUCGAGGAGGAAUUUUAUUGCGUCCUGUUCAGGCAAACGACAAUAUAACCAUGGAAUUACUGUAUUAUGUACUGUUCAGCGACCUUUUGGGGCUAAUUGUGUCUAGAGUUUGAGUCUAUAGACACUGUUUCGUGCGGAGGUUUUGGGUUGAACUACGCUGGAAAGCAGAAAAUAUGCGAGCUUCGUCCUAACAUUGGAGUAAACCUGAGCGGACUCGCCAGCCUGGGCGCAGCGGAGUAUUUGGUUUUAUCCCGAGGAAGUCUCCGUGUAGAGAAAUAAACAUGAUUUUAACUCAGAUGGAGGCCAAAGAGGCGUGCACCUGGCUCCGGGCUGCCGGUUUCCCACAGUACGCCCAGCUGUACGAAGAUGGCUUGUUCCCCAUUGAGAUUGUGUCUGUGACCAGGGACCAUGAUUUCCUGGACCGAGAUGCCAUCGAGGCUCUGUGCAGGAGACUGAACACCCUCAACAAGUGUGCCCUGAUGAGACUGGAGAUCUCCCCACAGAGAAAGAGAAGUGAGGAUUCAGACGAGGAAGAGCCAUGCGCCAUCAGUGGCCUUUGGACCUUCCAGCGGGACAGCAAGCGCUGGUCUCGCCUGGAGGAGCUGGAUGUCUUCUUCCCCCCGGGUGGAAACCAGCCGCCUUUCCCCCAGGUCCAGAGACCCUCGGCCGGUCAGGGGCAGCUCCGCGAGGGCCUGAGCUCCGAGAGUGUGCUGACGGAUCUUAGCGAGCAGCCCGAGGUGGCCUCGCUUCACAGCAGCGGGAGUGUGGGAGAUGGAGGGAUAGUCGAUGGUGCCACAUCUAGCGAUGCCACCCCAGCGGCAGGCGCCACCCGCGCCAGCUCCAUGGCCAGCAUGUGCUCCUCCUCGGGCACGGGCGGAUCGUGUGGCGCCAAUGAGGACUCGCUGUCUGACGGGCAUCCGCACUCACCAUUGGAGACGACCCAAGGUCACUUCUCCUUCGACGACAAGCCCAGUGGAAUUUUGGGAACAGGAGGGAUAGAAGGAGGAGGGAGCGAGACUAGAGGAGGGAAGAGCACGCGCUCACGGGCCAAGAGUUUCCUCAAGCGCAUGGAGAGCAUCAGACUGAGGAGCGCCACUUCCAAUAGCAAGAAGAAGAACGGAGGCGGGGAAGACUCCAAACUGGAGAUCAGCGGGCCGGUCAUCAAAGAAGGACUAGACGACGACAAGCUACGGCGCCUCAACUGCGUUGACAUCUCCACCCUCAACCCGACCCAAACCAUGACCCUGAACCAUAACAGGAGUGUAUCCUACUCCACGCAGACCAGCAGUGGCAGCAUGGGGAGCUCUGGAAGCACGGGCAGUAGCCAAUCAGAAGCAAGCAGCGGGAGCACCGUUAGCACCCCGAGCCCGGUGACACGAACCCGAAGCCACAGCACCGCGGUGGGGGCCAGUAAGAGAGGUGGGAUGUACCUGGAAGGUUUUGACCCGUUAAGCGUGUUCCUACAGCCGCCUGGAGAACAACAACCCUCAGGUUCAACCCAACCCAAAACCAGACAGGAACCACCUCAGCAACAGCCUAGUAACCGGAUAGUGGCUGAGCAAAACCAAAGCAAGCGUGGUCGCCUCAACGGAAAGAGGGAGGAGGAAGAGGAGGAAGAAGGCGUGAUUUUCUUCUACCUUCCCGAAGGCCACAAACCGGGCACAUUCCCCAAAGCGCUCGGCGACGGCAAACAACCACCGCAAAGUGGAAAUGCCGGUCCGCGCUAUCUCGGUAGUCGAUGCCAAACGCGUUGCGGCUCCACCGGCUCAGCGGACAGCCGCCUGAGUUUCUACGACAACGUGCCCAACGUGGCCUAUCAAGGCGAGGAAGACGAUGAAGACAAUGAAGAAGGGGAGGGGCCAAAGUUGGAGGAUGUGCUGGAAUGUGUCAACGGCCUGCAGCGAUUCGUCAACGCCUGGACGGACAGGGUGGCAGCCGGAGAAGAGGAUGACGAAGAGGAAGAAGGAGGGGAUUCCGAUUCGGCAUUGGAUUCAGCGUCUCCUUGUCCGUCCUCACCUUUACAGAACCGGCUGGAGGAGACGGACAACGGGAGCGACCAGGACAGCACGGGCAACCCUCUGGGAGAGGAGAAAGGGAAGAAGGAGAGGGGAAGAAGCCAUGAGGGAGAGGAGGACUCUGGAGUGGGAGCCUCUCUCACCAGAUCUAACAGGCCUCAGAAACUGCGCUGGCCCAGUUUCCAGGCCUCCCACCGGCCCAGUCACUCCUGGGCCCAGCGGCAGAUGGGCUGCCAGUCAGUACUGCAGAUGAACCUGCUCCAGAAGCUCUGCCUGCUCCAGCUUACGGCCCUCCUGGAGAAACACACCCCCACCAACAAACACGGCUUCAGCUGGGCUGUGCCGAAGUUUAUGAAGCGGAUCAAGGUGCGGGACUACAAAGACCAAAAUGUGUUUGGAGUACCUCUGCUGCUGAACGUCCAGCGUACGGGUCAGCCCCUGCCCCAGAGCAUUCAACAGGCCAUGCGCUAUCUACGCAGCCAAUGUCUAGACCAGGUGGGUCUCUUCAGGAAGUCGGGGGUUAAAUCACGUAUUCAGGCGCUCCGUCAGAUGAAUGAAACGUGCGGUGCCGACGGAGGCGGAGUCAGUUACGAGGGCCAAUCAGCUUACGACGUGGCCGACAUGCUGAAGCAGUAUUUCCGGGACCUUCCAGAGCCGCUACUCACCAGCAAACUGUCUGAGACCUUCCUGCAGAUCUACCAAUACAUGCCCAAGGAGCUGCGUCUUCAGGCUACGCGAGCGGCCGUGCUGCUGCUGCCAGACGAGAGCCGCGAGGCGCUGCAGACCCUCCUGUGCCUGCUGAGUGACGUCACCGCCGCCGUGGCAGAGAACCAGAUGACCUGCGCCAACCUGGCCGUCUGCCUGGCGCCUUCGCUCUUCCACCUUAACACGCUGAGACGCAAGGAGAGCUCUUCGCCACGGAAGCAGCCGCUGGGUAAACCUGACCAGAGGGACCUCAACGAGAACCUGGCCGCCACCACCGGCCUGGCACACAUGAUCCAGGAGUGCAGGAAGCUCUUCAGGAUCCCAGAAGAGAUGAGUCGCUGCAGAAACUCAUACCAGGAGCAGGCCCUGACCCUGAGGCUGGAGGAGCUAGGGGCUUCCUCUGGGGGGGCACCCAUGGGAUGCAGGACCUACCUCCAGGACAGCCUGGACGCCCUCCUCAAAGAGGCCAAGGACAAGUUCAAAGGUUAUGACAGCUGCUCCACGCCUGAACUCGCCGAGCUGGCGUACAAGAAGGUCCACGAUGGCUCACCGCUGCGCCUGUGGAAGGCGUCCGUGGAGGUGCCUGCGGGUCCUGAGGAGGUGUUGACGCGGGUCCUCCGGGAGCAGGGCCGCUGGGACGAGGACCUGAUGGAGAGCCGUGUGGUGGAGACGCUAGGCGAUCGCACAGAGGUGUACCAGUACACCAGGAAUACCAUGGCCCCCCACCCCACCAGAGACCACCUCGUGCUCAGGACGUGGGUGACAGACCUACCUAAGGGAGCGUGUGCGUUGGUGUGUACAUCAGUGGACCAUGACGGGGCAGCGUUACUGGGCGUGCGGGCCAAUGUGCUCACCUCACGCUACUUCAUCGAGCCAUGCAGCAGCAACAAGUCUCGCCUCACACACAUCUCCAGGGUCAGACUCAGGGGUCGGUUCCCAGAGUGGUACAAUAAACUGUAUGGACACCUGUGUGCCAGUGAGGUGGUGCGGAUACGCCAGUCCUUCACCACCCAGAUGGAGAAGUGAGGGCCAGGCAGCUCCACUUGACUUGGAAAGUCACAAGAAGGGGCGACACCCUGGAACCCCAAAGACUCUCUGUCCACCCCCACCUCAGCCCCUGAUUCACUACAGCCCUGAUGCUGGUUGGGGUUGACUGGGGGAGGACAACCCAUUGACUCAUUGACAUGAUUCAAGCUCUUGACAGACAUACCCUUGUGUCCUGGACAGAGAGACUUUGAACAGACUUUGUCGUGGUCCGUAGACUGUCAUCAACGACCAGGUGGGGUUACUGCCUCCGAGGGGUCCUGCAAGGCCUGGAACGGCCCUGGACCCUCACAGUUCUUUCAGAGUUGUGUUGUGGUUCUUGUGCUCGGUGGUGCGGGCGACACGACCAAAGUAAAUGUGUCUGAAAUGGAAGUAUGGUGUCACUCAUCCAACAAGCAUAAUACCUUUACAGAGAGGAUGUGACAUCACCGUCACAGGAUGUGAUGUCACGGAUUAGUAAAAAGAGAAUCUAUAGGGGAGGGGGACUUCUGAGAAGAGAGAAGGUUAGUAUGUGGGUGUGUGUGUGUGAUGAAUGGUUGAUUAAUUAGACAUAUUUCAUGCACUGGCUCCCAGCUGCAAUAUAGUGUGUAUAUACUAUAUCCUGCAUCUGUUCAUGUUGCUUUUUCCUGUUUCCUCUCUCUGUGUGUGUGUGUGUGUGUGUGUGUGUGGUGUGUGUGGUGUGUGUGUGUGUGUGUGUGUGUGUGUGUGUGUGUGUGUGUGUGUGUGUGUGUGUGUGCGCGUGCGUGUGCGUGCGUGCGUGUGUGUGUGUGUGCGUACUCGUGCACAAGUGUUUUUAUCCUGUUACAGCAGAGGCAAUGUCCACAACAUUGUUUUCAGGAAGAUAGUGUAUUUUUGGACGGAUGGAUAAUAUGGGCUAACAGUUGUGUGAAUGUAUUGAAAAUAUGCAAUAUCUGAGUUUGUAUUACUAAGUGGGGUAUGUUGAGUUGAUAGUUGGUUAAAUGGCAUUAGGGAAAGCUGGUAUAGAGUGGGUUUAAAGGAUGGAACAGAAGCAAAAUGGUGGCUGGAACACCAAUUGGUUGAGAGGGUUAAAGUCGCCCCCAAAACUAAAAUGGAGACCUAGAUUCUGAUGGACCAAGCUUAAAGAAAGCAGACAGUCACAGAGCAUUUUUGAUUGAUUCCACUGCUUAAAAGAGCACCGAGAAUACACAACAAUCAACAGGGCUCGGAUUCCAAAAUGGCCGCCAUUUGUAGGAUAAACGUUGAUGAAAGGAACACUUCAGGUUGUUACUUUUGUAGUACGAUGUACACAAGAGCAGUCAAGGUCUUCUGCUUCACAGAAGAAGAAAAAACCCGGGGGGAAAGAAAUAGAAAAGAAGAGAAGAAAUGAAUAGAAAACAAAGAAAAGAGAAGGUCCUUUUAUAAAGGUGUGGGAUUUUACAGGUUUUACUGUAUAUAGAGGAGGAGAAAGUGCAGGGAAUGUUUGUCUGGUUUAAAGAAGGAAAAAUAAUCUAUAUGCGCAGGUUUAUUUUCUGUAAGUCUGUCUGUCUGUCUGUCUGUCUGUCUGUCUGUCUGUCUCUGUGUUACCUUAAAUGAAGUAUAAACUAAUAGUAACCAAGUACACCUUCAUCCGGGCCAGAUUUGGGCCCCGUGUUAAAACCUAUACGUUCUCUGUUCAGUGUGUGACUCAUUUGCUAAGCGUUGUGUUGUAUUGUUAAACGUUUGUGUACAUUAUUUGUAUGCCGUCAGAUAUGAGUAACGCAUGACAAUGACAUUUAAUUUAAAAAUAUAUUUAUACCUCAGAUAUGUUGUUUUUGUACCAUGUUUAUUUUAUUGUAAAUGUUACGCUUAAGUUACAGAAAUGUGUUUUAUAUUUUGUAUUAUUAAUAUUAUUUCUGUACAGAUUAAUCACAGUCACGUGCACUAUUAAAUGUAUUAAACAAA